GCCGCCGCGGCUCUGCCUCAUUCUCGAGCUCGCGCUUCCCCACAGCUGUUGCCUUUCGUUACCCCCGCACAGCUGCUGUUGUCUGCGGCGCGCGCUCUCCCCGCUGCCGCCUCAUCGCGGCGCCGGGUAACCGGUAAGCCUAAAAUGACUACCGUGCGAAUGCAGUAGAAUAAAUGGCGUCAAAAGUAACAGAUGCUAUAGUCUGGUAUCAGAAGAAGAUUGGGGCAUAUGAUCAACAAAUAUGGGAAAAAUCUGUUGAACAAAGAGAAAUCAAGGGUCUGAGGAACAAGCCAAAGAAAACUGGACAUGUGAAGCCAGACCUCAUAGAUGUCGAUCUUGUAAGAGGAUCUGCCUUUGCUAAAGCAAAACCUGAAAGUCCUUGGACCUCUCUGACCCGAAAAGGAAUUGUUCGAGUAGUUUUCUUUCCAUUUUUCUACAGGUGGUGGUUACAAGUGACAUCAAAUGUCAUCUUUUUCUGGCUGCUUGUUCUUUACCUUCUACAAGUUGCCGCAAUAGUAUUAUUCUAUACAGCAGCAAGCCCACAUAACAUACCUCUGACUGAAGUAAUUGGGCCAAUAUGGCUAAUGUUGCUACUUGGAACUGUGCAUUGUCAGAUUGUUUCAACACGAACUCCUAAACCACCACCUAGCACAGGGGGUAAAAGAAGAAGGAAAUUAAGGAAAGCAGCACAUUUGGAAGUACAUAGGGAAGGAGAUGGCUCUAGUACCACAGAUAACACACAGGAGGGAACAGUGCAGAGCUACGGUACAAGCACCCCUUACAGUAUUGGCGCCGUCUUCAGAGAUAUCUGGCAUGCUGCUUUCUUUUUAACAGGAUCAAAGAAAGCAAAGAAUUCAAUAGAUAAAUCAACAGAGACUGAUAAUGGCUAUGUCUCCCUUGAUGGGAAAAAGACAGGUAAAAGCAGUGAAGAUGGAGUACAGACCCAUGAGCCUCACUGUGAAGUGAUUAGGCCAGAAGAGGGAGGUUGGAGCACAGGAACUGUGAGAAACACAUACAACAAUCAUAGUCCUCACAAAGAUACACACAGGACAGUAACAAAUGUAUCUGAUGAAGUUUCAAGUGAGGAGGGACCUGAAUCUGGAUAUCCCUUACGCCGUAAUGUAGAACGUGCUUCUAGUGACUGUGCUCUUCGAAACAGGAAAUCCCACCAUUAUAAGAAACACUACCCUGUGGAGGAUACCCCUAAAUCAGGUACUAGUUGCAGUUCACGAUGUUCAAGUUCCAGACAAGAUUCUGAGAGCACAAGACCUGAAUCGGAAACAGAAGAUGUGCUCUGGGAAGAUCUGUUGCACUGUGCAGAGUGCCGGUCUUCCUGUACCAGUGAGACAGAUGUAGAAAACCCUCAAGUUAAUCCUUGUGUGAAAAAAGAAUAUAGAGAUGACCCAUUUCAUCAGAGUCAUUUGCCCUGGCUCCAUAGUUCCAAUCCAGGACUAGAAAAAGUAAGCGCUAUUGUAUGGGAGGGUAAUGAUUGCAAGAAAGCUGAUAUGUCAGUGCUUGAAAUCAGCGGCAUGAUAAUGAACAGAGUGAACAGCCACAUGCCAGGAAUAGGAUACCAGAUUUUUGGAAACGUAAUCUCUUUAAUCCUGGGUUUAACUCCAUUUAUAUUUCGACUUUCCCAAGCUAAGGAUUUGGAACAGCUAGCUACACAUUCUGCUACUGAACUUUAUAUUAUUGCAUUUGGGUCAAAUGGAGACAUACCUGUUCUUUCUAUGGUUAUAAUAAGUUUUGUAGUCCGUGUGUCCCUUGUAUGGAUUUUCUUUUUUCUGCUAUGUGUAGCAGAGAGAACAUACAAACAGAGGCUUCUUUUUGCCAAACUCUUUGGUCAUUUAACAUCUGCUAGAAGGGCAAGAAAAUCAGAGAUUCCUCACUUCCGGCUGAAGAAAGUGCAAAAUAUAAAAAUGUGGCUCUCUCUCCGGUCCUAUUUGAAGCGGCGAGGUCCUCAGCGGUCAGUCGAUGUAAUAGUUUCAUCUGCCUUCUUAUUGACUAUUUCAGUUGUAUUUACCUGCUGUGCUCAGUUGCUUCAUGUGCAUGAGAUCUUCCUUGAUUGUCACUACAAUUGGGAACUAGUGAUUUGGUGCAUUUCAUUAACUCUCUUUCUCCUAAGAUUUGUUACACUUGGAUCUGAAACAAGUAAAAAAUACAGCAAUACCUCAAUAUUACUUACUGAGCAGAUAAAUCUAUAUUUGAAAAUGGAGAAGAAGCCUAAUAAGAAGGAGGAACUGACACUAGUAAACAAUGUUUUAAAACUUGCUACUAAACUCCUGAAGGAAUUGGACAGCCCCUUCAGGUUAUAUGGGCUUACAAUGAACCCACUGCUUUAUAACAUCACCCAAGUUGUCAUCCUGUCUGCUGUUUCUGGUGUUAUCAGUGACUUGCUUGGAUUUAAUCUAAAGCUCUGGAAGAUCAAAUCAUGACAAUACACAAAGAGAAGAUGUAGCACAGUAUUCUGGCAAAAUGCAUUGAUUGACUAAACUGCCUCAGAGCAGUCACUGAAUCUGUGCUUUGGAAGCUAUGGCCUCUUCAAGGAUGUAGUUUGGAAAACUGAAGUGUUUACAUCUGAUUGUCUUGUGCAAUCUUUAUAUUUAUUUUAUCAUCUCAGUUUUUUAUGUUUUAGCUGACAUUUUGUAUUUUAUUUUCAAGUAUUGGUAUGCUUAGUUAUGGAAAGGGUUAGAAAACUGAUAUCCAGUUACUUGAGAUCCUGGUAAUUGGUCACACUAAAUUACUGUAUCUUUUGUGAAAGCUAAAUACCAAUGCUAAGCUUUUAUACUUCAUAAUUUAUGGGUAAAAACAGAAUAUUUGUAGAUUGUUACAGUAGAAAUGAUACAUAUUUACAAAUAACUUAAAGUACUGACAAUACAGUAUGACAGAUAGUGGAAAUGUUUUAUGUUAACGCUAGAAGCAAGCUGGUUUCUUACUUUUUUUGAGUGAGUCCAGGAUCUAAACUGAUUAAGCUGCAGUUUAAUCACCCUUGGAUAUUAAUAAGGUAUUACAUAACAGGUCAACAAGUACUCUUUAAUAACACUUUUAUUAGAGCAAUAAUUGUAAAUGGUUAACAUGCUGUAAGAUAUUUUGAUAAAAUUAACUAUUGUAUUUAUUUGAAACACUGGGCUAUUCGCACAGAUUCAACUGUGCAUGCUCAGUAUGUGCACUUUUUAUUGUUACUUUUAAUUAGGACCUUUAUAUAUAGUAAAGGGAAUAUAUUAUGGUGGACUGUGGAGCAAUAUAUUAUUUUUGCAAUCUGAGUAUUUGGACUUCACUUAUGAGUGAAAAAGUUGUUAAUGGAAGAUGGUAAAUUAUAUACUCUCAAGAAUAGGACAGAUACUCUCCCAUAGUACACUAUAGUAUAUGCUGUUUAUACCACACUUAACUUUAAGAACAGUUGUUAAAAAAAGAAA
Messenger RNA from Terrapene triunguis (Three-toed box turtle), 3416 nucleotides. RefSeq names its product putative homeodomain transcription factor 2 (gene PHTF2). The transcript is spliced from 18 exons. Gene Ontology annotation, cellular component: endoplasmic reticulum. The record is from RefSeq and is a predicted model, not a curated record. Lineage: Eukaryota; Metazoa; Chordata; Testudines; Emydidae. Bases 174 to 2435 code for a protein of 753 amino acids.